UAUUGAGUAUUUAGUCUUUUUGCCGCGUAGAACAUAAGCGGACAUCGAGGGAUAAAAUCCACAAGUCCAAAAUGUUAAACACGCUCUCCGUGUGUUUAGUUGCCUUAUCACUCUUUUGCAGUACAAAUUUGUCGUGGGCGCGACAGGUACCAAAAGAAUGCAAUAAAGGCCCGUCGUAUUGGUGUGAGAACCUAAGGCAAGGUGCAGAUUGCGGUGCGGUGCAGCACUGCAUAGCGACAGUAUGGGAGAAACAGAACGAGACGAUCACUACCAACGAGGUCUCCGGAAAGAUCGUCCAUGUCUUCAAGGAGCUUAAGGAUGUUAAGGAUCUUAUUAAUGCGGAGUAUCUCCAAACUCGAGUGGCGUCGGCCUGUCAUGACCUUCCAGUCGCGGCAGCUCGUACAAUGUGCAAACAGAACUCGGAAUCUCUCGGAGAGUACUUCUUGCAUGUACUCCACUCGGAUACUACUCCGGAGACCAUGUGCCGUAUUAUUGGCAUGUGCAACAGUUUGAAACUUAACAACAUCAUUGAUUUAAAUAAAAAAAAGCCAAUAGUGGCAUUGAAGCCAGAGAAAACGAAAGUUUCAGGUAAACUUGUUGGAACUUCAAAGUGCACAUGGGGUCCGUCGUAUUGGUGCAGUAACUUCAGUACCGGCCACGAAUGUAAAGCCACAAAACACUGCGUGGAGCGCGUUUGGCCGAAUCUGCAGGUGCCCGAGGACAACGACUCCGUCUGCCAGAUCUGUUUGGACAUGGUCAAGCAGGCCAGAGACCAGUUGGAGAGUAAUGAGACGCAGGAGGAACUAAAAGAAGUAUUCGAAGGUUCUUGCAAGCUGAUCCCGAUCAAGAUCGUGACGAAGGAAUGUAUCAAGCUGGCGGAUGAUUUCGUCCCUGAGUUGGUUGAGACCCUGGCCUCGCAAAUGAACCCAACGCAAGUCUGUUCCGUCGCUGGACUUUGCAAUAACGCCAAGAUCGAUAAACUGCUCGAGUCUUAUAACGCACGACUAAAACUCCGUGAGGGCUGCAACAACUGCCACAAAACUGUUGGCGUCAUGAGAAAAAGGUUUGACUCUUCGAGCUACGAUGACUUCCUCAUUGGGCUUUUGAAGACUUGCGGCAAAAUGGGCGGUUCUUUCUCCGAUUCCUGCUCGAUGUUGAUCUUCAAGUACUACGAGAACAUUCUAGAAGCCGUAAAGAAAGACCUCACACCAAAAAGUCUUUGCCACUUGAGCGGUCAGUGCUCUUUCCAGUACCACGAGCACGAUGAGUUCACCUUCCCUGUAGUCAAGUUUGAGGAGCUUAAAGCUACUGACGACGUGCCGUGCGAGUUUUGCGAACAGCUGGUGGUGCAUCUCCGCGAUAUGCUCACUGCUAACACCACCGAAUUGGAGUUUGAGAAAGUUUUACGAGCCCUCUGCAAACAAACGGGCGAAUUCAAAGAAGAAUGCCUGCAUCUAGUGGAUGAAUAUUAUAAAUCAAUCUACAGUUUUCUCAUGGUGGACCUCAAACCUGAUAAAAUCUGUGAACUAAUGGGCUUGUGCGGUAAAAAGGAAGACGUGCCGGUUGCACCAUUGAUUCCUGCGGAGUUGGCUGUUAAGAUCACACCGUCCUCGAAACUUAUUGGCGCUGAGGAGACCAAGAUCGCUCAUAUACCAAUGAAGCAAGAGAACGUCCGCAUCGUGGUCGAAGACGCAAGCGUGGCUCCGUUGCCGAUCGAACGCAUGUUCGUCAAUCUGCCAACCAACCCCGAGGAUGGCAAGGUCAUUUGCCAGUUCUGCCAGUACUUUUUGCAUUAUCUACAGGUUGAAAUCAGCGACAUCAAGAAUGAGGAGAAAAUCAAAGAAACAGUAGAGAAAGCAUGCGACAAGCUACCCCAAUCGAUCAACGAUCAGUGCAAGGUGUUUGUAUCUCAGUACGGCCAGCAGGUCAUCGCUUUGCUUGUGCAUGAGAUCGACCCGUCCAGUGUGUGUCCGGCUCUAGGCCUGUGCCCGCAAGUGCACGAGGUCCGUCGCGUGAGCAUCAACUCGGACAAGUCCAACUGCCCGCUCUGCCUCUUCGCGGUGGAACAGCUGGAGACCAUGCUCAAGACCAACCGCACUGAGGCAAGCAUUCGUAAGGCAUUAGACGGCCUCUGCAAUCAUCUAUCUCAGAAACUGCGCACGCAAUGCGUUGACUUCGUCGACACGUACACCGAACAAUUAGUCGAGAUGUUAGUUGCAAAUAUGAAUGCACAGGAGAUUUGUGUCUUCCUCAAACUGUGCGUUGACGAGGGCACUGACCCGUUGAAAUUAAAGCAUUCCAAUAUUGAUAAAUAUCAUGACAAACCAGCGUUGCGUGGGGACAGAAAUAAUCACAAGCAAUCUCUGUUGCCGAAGCAGUUGUUGGUGGGACCUGAUGGUGACAUUGAAACGAACGAGAUCCCGGACAACACAGUGAAUGGCCGUCCCGUGAAGCCCGACGUAUCACAGAAGACAAUCUGUGUCAUUUGCGAGUUCGUCUUGAAAGAAAUUGAUGAUGAGAUUAAGGACAAACACAACGAGGACGAAAUCAAGAAAGUAGUACACGGCGUCUGCAAGCGUAUGCCAAAGUCAGUGAGACAAGAAUGCGACCAGUUUGUAGAGAAGUACGCUGACAUCGUGAUCAGCCUGCUGGCUCAAGAACUGGAGCCUGAUGAGGUCUGUCGGGAGAUGAAACUGUGCGACUCUACCGGCGGAUACAAUGCUGCUAGAGAAGAGAUCCUGGACUGCGCGGUGUGCGAGACGGUUGUGUUGGCCGUUAAGAAGGUUCUGUCCAACGACAAGGUGGACCAUGACAUCGUACACAUCGUCGAGAAGUCCUGCGGGCUGUUGCCGGCCAAGUAUUCCGCGAGGUGCCACACUAUGAUGGAGAUUUACGGUGACAGCGUGAUCCACCUCAUCGAGCAGUACGGCACCAAGGUGGUCUGCCAGAAAAUAGGCCUUUGCUCCGACAGGUCUUCGGCUGCCUUCCUGCAUAUGUCUAAGAAUUAAUACUACCUUAACUAUGCUGCAGUCUCCGCAAGAUUGUAGUUUAUCCAUAUGCGUAAUCUCUUUUAUGUAUCAUAUUUACUACUUAAGCCAUUUUUUUACCAAAUUGCGUAGAAGUAAGUUUGGUUUGUUGCAACAAAAAAUAUUGUGACUAUUCAUGGAUGAACUGAUUUAUUCAUUUUUAUUUGAAGCCAAUCUUGUCAAAACGCGAGAGGUGUAUCCGUUGUUAUUUCUAACAUUCCAUAAUGUUUUUAUAUUUAAUUGUAAGAAAGUAAAAUAUUUUUGCAACAGAUUAAAAUACGAAAACAAAAUAAAAAUUUCAAAAUAUCAUAGGUGUUGCUAUUUUAGUUCAGAUUUAUCAAAUUUAGUUUAAACAAAAUUAUGUUUUCCUUGUGAAUUAUCGCGUUUUGCAAUCGGUCAAAGCAGUCUGCUUGCAAAUGAUGCAGUUGCACUAACUGCAUUAAAACAGCAUUUGAACAGCACAACGGCACUUACACUUCAUUCGGAAGGCAGAACGCUUCAAUAUACCAAAUGUUGCAACAAAAGAGACCCUGGAGUGGGCGGUGGUUUCGGCCGACAAAUGCUGCUUUUCAACAGUGACCCAUUUUUUGGACAUAUUACACAAUUGCAUUAAGAAUGCAAGGUUAUAUGGUAAACAAUUUUCCAUUGGUUAAAAUCAAGCGAUAAAUUGACGGUAUACGAUUUGUACACCAGAUACGUCUCAAGUUAUUUUUCAAACCAUCUUCCCGAUGAAUUACACGUUUUUGAAAUAGUUCGCUGUUCUAGAAAGCUGUCUGUCUAUAUAUUUUUCUAUUUACAAUAAAUAUGGAAUUAUGUGUACUUAUCGUUUGCAAAAUAGUCACAGUAGUUUUGUUUUGUUUUUAGCGUAAGGGUUUUGUAAACAUUUCAAAUAUCUUUUUAAUUGAAAGUGAAGUGAUUUUUUUUCAACUAGUAAUACGUUUAUUUGCAACGAAAUCAAUAGUUACACACCGUGACCUGUGAUAACUUCUAUGUAAACU
This is a messenger RNA of Hyposmocoma kahamanoa, 4024 nucleotides long. RefSeq lists its product as uncharacterized. The record is from RefSeq and is a predicted model, not a curated record. The coding region runs from base 72 to 3008 and encodes 978 amino acids. NCBI's taxonomy places the organism in Eukaryota, Metazoa, Arthropoda, Insecta, Lepidoptera, Cosmopterigidae. Gene Ontology annotation, biological process: sphingolipid metabolic process. The transcript is spliced from 21 exons. Gene Ontology annotation, cellular component: lysosome.